AUGUUUAGAUUUGUGUUUUCUCCUACACUGACGUCUGUUUUGAGUGUUAAGCUGUAAGUAAUGUUUCUAUCAUGGUUUGAAGGGAUGUUACCCAUACUAUGAAGGAUCAUGAUGAAGAAAGACACAGUUAAAUGGAAAAAAGAAACUUACACAAACUAGUGGAAAUAGAGAAAGACGACGAGAAACAAAUGAGCGACAUGAGGAAGGGCAAGAAGAGAGUCAAACACUUGAUAAUUCCUUACAUUUAGACAUUAAACUACUAACAACAUAGAUUAUUUGACAUUAACAGAAUUGGAGAACAAAAAGUGUUUACGGAUUAGCAAGAACGCCAUGCUUGCACCGAAAAAGUGACAUUGAUAAAUUUGUUUCUGUACUUCCUCAUUGCUGAUCAGAACCAGUUAGCGCUCAAUUGGAUCUCUGUUGCCAACCUGACAGGAUGGCUCAGGCUCAGGGCUGCUCUGUAUUCCUGGUGCUUUUUCUGACAUUUUCACCAGGAGGCGCUUUCUAUUUGUAUGUGAUGGAACGGUGCCAGUCUAACUCAAGUGACGGUCAUGAUGCCGUGUUACUGGAUCAGUUUUACUACAACAAAAUUCUGGAAGGACAAUACAACAGCACUGUAGGAAAAGUGAUUGGAUACACAGAAAGAGGUGAAGAAUAUGCCACUUUUCUAAACAAUGAUACUGAGUUUAUUAAGCACGAGAUAUGGAAAACAAACCUCUGCAAAAGAAAUACUCCACUGGCACAAAAACUACUAACAGCAGUGGAGCCCUACGUUUGGUUGAGGUUAGUGAAGGCGCAGUACAGUCAACAUCAGCAGAUGCUCGUCUGCAGCGCGUACGACUUCUAUCCAAAGCAAAUCAGGGUGACGUGRCUGAGAGACGGAAAGGAGGUCACAUCUGAUGUGACWUCCACUGACGAGCUGCCCAAUGGGAACUGGMUGUAUCAGAUCCACAGCUACCUGGAGUUCACACCUAAACCUGGAGAGAAGAUCACCUGCAUGGUGGAGCAUGAAAGCCUCAAGGAACCGAAGCUUUAUGACUGGGAGCCGGAGUCGGAUUCAAAGUGGAGUAAGAUUGCUGUUGGCUCAGCAGGGCUGCUGCUCGGUUUGCUGUUUUCUGUUGCUGGCUUCAUCUAUUACAAGACAACAUCAAAUGGACGGGUGGUGGUGCCUACAACAGAGAAUGUAUGUCCAGAAGAAACCCUUUAGGCUGCAGGAAUGUUGAGAAGCCCCACACACAUCUAUCAAGCAUCGGAAACUGUUCUUAAUCCCACAUUUGAGAGACUUUAAGCAUUCGUAUGCCUGAAGUUUUUUUAUUUUGCCUUUUACACAUUUCUGCAGACAAACACUAAUAUUGCAACACAUUUAUUUUAUGCUGUACUAAAACACUAUUGUAAAACAGCAAGAAAUAAACCUGUUCUUUGUCAUUUUC
This is a messenger RNA of Poecilia reticulata (guppy), 1430 nucleotides long. Lineage: Eukaryota; Metazoa; Chordata; Actinopteri; Cyprinodontiformes; Poeciliidae. The record is from RefSeq and is a predicted model, not a curated record.